AAAAAAUGAAAUUCAAUUUUGCUGAGUGUGACUGAGAUUGGAUUUAAAACUUCACCUCAGCCCUUGGACAUUGGAAAUGGGGGAUAUAAUUAGGGCAGAUGUCCGUUGACUUGAAAAUAAAACAAUAUCUACCGUUCCUGUCUUGCCCAACUAUGAGGUAACUUGCAGUUGAUAAGAGUUGAGAUAAUGCCGUUUUGAUUCACAAUCAGGUAGUCUACAACAAUGUCAAUAGCUAGCCAGAUAGAACUCAACUACCCAAUGGCCAAUGGUUGUAAGGGUGUCCAAGUUGAAGAACUAUGGAGUUUAGAUGCUGAAAACUUCAUUAAUUUAAAACCCGUUCAUGGAUUGAUUUUUCUGUUUAAAUGGGUGGCGGAUAAAGAACCUGAUGGUUCUAUUGUAGCAGAUAAUCGAUUAGAAAAAAUUUUCUUUGCAAAACAGGUUAUAAACAAUGCGUGUGCUACACAAGCUAUUAUCAGUAUAUUACUCAACUGUAAACAUCCAGAUUUAGAACUGGGAGAUACAUUAUCAUCGUUUAAAGAAUUUUCACAAAGUUUUGAUCCUGCUAUACGAGGGUUAAGUUUAAGUAAUUCAGAUGUUAUUCGACAAGUUCACAAUAGUUUUGCCAGACAACAGAUGUUUGAAUUUGAUGAAAAGUUAGCGAAGAAGGAUGAUGAUGUAUUUCAUUUUGUUGGUUAUUUACCUAUAGAUGGUAGACUAUAUGAAUUAGAUGGUUUAAAAGAUGGUCCAGUUGAUUUAGGCGUUAUACCUAGUUCUACAGAUUGGUUAGAUAUUGUCAGACCUGUUAUAGAAAAACGAAUGCAAAAGUAUAGCAAUGAUGAAAUACAUUUUAACUUGAUGGCUGUAGUGUCUGAUAGAAAAAUGUUGUACGAAAAGAAAGUAAAAGAUUUACUCAAACAAGUUGAAUCUGGUGGUAUGGAUACAGAUAACCUCCAAUCAGAAAUAACACAACUUAAACUACAAAUGACAGAAGAAGACAGUAAAAUGAAACGAUAUAAGACAGAAAAUAUUCGCCGAAGGCAUAAUUACCUCCCUUUUAUAAUGGAGUUGUUAAAAAUAUUAGCGAAAGAGCAAGAAUUACUCCCUUUAGUUCAAAAGGCAAAAGAAGUAGCAAAUCAAAAAAAGAAAGAGAAAACUGAAAAAAAAUUAUGAAAAAUGGUAGAUGGUGUGAAUUAUUUGUUGUAUUGGUUCUAUGUGUUGUUUAACAUUAACCUGUAUUUAUUGUAUGUUAAAGGGUCUACAUUACUUUUUUCAUUAAAGGUGUCUAAAAGUA
This is a messenger RNA of Patella vulgata (common limpet), 1291 nucleotides long. RefSeq names its product ubiquitin carboxyl-terminal hydrolase isozyme L5. Gene Ontology annotation, molecular function: cysteine-type deubiquitinase activity. Gene Ontology annotation, cellular component: cytoplasm. The record is from RefSeq and is a predicted model, not a curated record. Bases 223 to 1170 code for a protein of 315 amino acids. Gene Ontology annotation, biological process: ubiquitin-dependent protein catabolic process; protein deubiquitination. The transcript is spliced from 12 exons. NCBI's taxonomy places the organism in Eukaryota, Metazoa, Mollusca, Gastropoda, Patellidae.